Molecule: messenger RNA, 1080 nt
Organism: Pectinophora gossypiella (pink bollworm)
Lineage: Eukaryota; Metazoa; Arthropoda; Insecta; Lepidoptera; Gelechiidae
Product: distal membrane-arm assembly complex protein 2
Exons: 2
Coding region: 91-1008 (305 amino acids)
Source: RefSeq, a predicted model, not a curated record
GCAGUAAGUGUCAACGAAGAAACUAAACAAAAUGCUUCACGUUCGAACUAUUCGCACUAAAUGAACCUUAUAUUUCAUUAUUAAAUCGCCAUGACACCAGCAUUGUCUAAAUAUUUAUCCAGCGGACAGUUUUUGUCUACUUUCAAAUGCUAUGCGGGUAGUAUUUGGCCCCGUGCCGCUUACAUAACCUUUCGAAACUACAGCAAAGAGGAGAAGUCUAUUUACGAGCAAGAUGAAGAAGGCAAAAAGCCUCGUAUGGCUUAUGGGAAACCCUACCCCGAUUGGCGCACUCCUUGGAUUGAACGAGAUGGAGAAUGGAAAACAAAACUAGCAAUUUUCAAUCGGAAAAAUCCAAGCCCUGAGAUAAUGAACGCCUUGCAAAACUUGCCCAAAAUGGACUUCAAACAAGUUAUAGAUUGGUGGAAGAGUAUGAAAGAUGUGCAGGAAUUACAAAACCAGAAAUUUUUGCCUGAGCGAGUCAUCACUCUUGGAUCUAACUUAGCAGCAGUGCACUUUUUUACAUAUCGAAAUUGUGCAGUCAGGUUAAAAGGCUCCAAGGAUUGGAUUGUGGGUUCAAUACUAGACUUGCAUCUGCCUAAUACAUUUACAGAGGGAUACCAUGUAGAAGCAGUUGACUGCAGUAAUUUUCAUCACAACGGGAUCAGAUAUGAAGGCAUAGAGAACCUUAACGGACUCAAAUUUCUGAAAUGGUUGUCCCUCAAAAACCAAAAACACAUUGAUGUGUGGUGUCUAGAUAGAAUAGCAGGACAAAAUGGUGAAACACUGGAGUACUUGGACAUAAGUGGAUGUAAACUAGACAUUGGUUGCAUUUUUGCUCUAGCAAGGAUGUAUGCCCUCAAAAUGCUUGUUAUAACGGAUCCUGGAAUUGAUAACAUAGAGCUGCAAGCUGGAAUAUCAUUCUUGGAAAAUGAAAGACCAGAGUUGGUAAUAAAAUUAGAGGCCAUAUCUCAACCAGAAGCAGAUAACAAAAUUGCACCCACCAGGUAACCUCAACUAUAAGUCCAAGCAUCUUGUUAUGGAAGAAGCACAAAAAAUAAAUUAAUUAUGUUACCUACUUUU